CUGAGUAUCCUCGGUGGGAUGGACCAGAGCGUCAGCUACAUGACUGUGAAUAUGGGAAGAAAGGACUCACGGAAGGAAGCUGAACCUGAUGUAUCGUACGCGGAAGUUAAUUUCAAGACCCCCUCGGCGCCCCGGGUCCGUGCAGAUCGAGACGGUCUGAACUCCACCUACUCAGAUCUGAACUUUCGGAAAGAGGAACCACGCAUCGAUGGAAGCGAAGAUCCUUCCAUUGCCUCGGGACCCGGCGGGUUGUCAACCACUGCACAAACAGCUGCGCAAGAACGGGACUCGACAGUGAAGAUCAGAAAAAGACCGUACCGUCUGAUCUGCCUACUCUGCCUAGUUACGUCCGCCGUCAUCCUGAUCGUGGCCGGUGUCUUGAUCCAUGAUCAAGCGUUUUCCCAGGACUGGAUCAGAAAUGAAGACGGAUGCUAUGUUAUAUCCACGUGUAACCUUUCCUACGAUGAGGCGAAACAGAUUUGUUCGAACUCUGAUUCAAAGCUUCUUGAAAUAAAUUCAGCAGAAGAAGAGAAUUUUUUUAACAAAACUCUCCACGAAGAAGGCAUUUCAUACUGGAUUGGAAAAUGCAAAGGCGGGGAAGUGGCUACAAAUGCCUUGGGCCGGAUUAACGGUGGAGACUUUGAAUGCGGUAAAUGUACUUGGCAGAGUGAGAGUAAACAUUGCGACCAGAAUUUCCCGCUGGAACAUGAGUUCCAGUCAAGUCCAGGUGUAAACAGUGAGAUUUGCUCGCUGGCGGAGAAAAUGAACGGGUUGCGCCACGUGGGAGCGCUGUGGCGCAGCCUACAGGCAGGUGUGUAUACUGAGAAGUUACUCGCUGGGAGAGAAAAUGAGGUGGCUGUGCAAGGUGGAGCGGUGUGGCGCCCCAUAGUUUUCGCCGACAGCGAGAAACUCCAACUGGAUGCAAUUCUCACAG
Messenger RNA from Hypanus sabinus (Atlantic stingray), 934 nucleotides. RefSeq lists its product as uncharacterized. The annotation marks the transcript as partial. The transcript has 9 exons. NCBI's taxonomy places the organism in Eukaryota, Metazoa, Chordata, Chondrichthyes, Myliobatiformes, Dasyatidae. The record is from RefSeq and is a predicted model, not a curated record.